AUGACGGAACAGUGGAAAGCACAGCGACUCGGUCCAAAGCUGGACAAAGAGAUCCAGCAGCUGCAGGUCACACUGAGUGAACUGGGCACGAUGGGGAACAAGCCGCAAAGGACGACUUACCUCAAACGCGCCAACGUUUUCUUCCUGGAACACAGAGAUGCGAUUGUCCAGAUCAAGCAGAAUGAGCUGAAAGACAAGGAAAAGAUGCGGUAUGAUGUUGGACUCGAGCUUCAUAAAUCGCAGUAG
This is a messenger RNA of Hyaloperonospora brassicae, 246 nucleotides long. Lineage: Eukaryota; Oomycota; Peronosporomycetes; Peronosporales; Peronosporaceae. The record is from the annotation of a GenBank genome assembly.